CAACCGCUUCACGCUCGCUCGUUAAACGGUAGUUCGAAGGCGGAGUUCGGUCCAAUAAAGUCCUCUCGGAACCAACACCGGGGUCAAUUGUGCUUCUCACGUUCACCGGAUUAACGAGAAUUUAGUCCUUCCUUCCGUUUAACGGACGAACGUUUGGUUUUCCGCGUUUUGCGCGGCAAUUGGACACCGCGAACGUUUCACCUGCGGCGCGCGAGGACAAGCUGUGGUUGCUGACGAUGGAGCGUCUCUCGUUGCUGUGCCUGUGUGCGCUGGCGACCCUGCGCGGCCACACGGCGGCGCUGUCCCCGGCGCCCUCCUCCUACGGCGAACGGGGCUCCGAUCUCGGCAUGCAGGUGUUCCAGCAGGUGGUCCGCUCCAAGCCCCUGGACAACGUGGUGCUGUCCCCCCACGGCGUGGCCUCCAUCCUGGGGAUGCUGCUGCCGGGAGCCCACGGGGACACGCGCAAGCAAGUCGUCAACGCCCUCCGCUACAAGAAAAACGGGCCGUACAGGAUGCUGAAGAAGCUGCACAAGACGCUGACGGCGAAGUCCAAUCAGGACGUCGUGCUGAUCGCCAACGCCAUGUUCAGCCAGGUCGGCUUCCCCGUGGAGGCGGCCUUCGUGUCCGCCAACAAAGCCAACUUCCAAUGCGAGAGCAGGAGCCUGGACUUCCAGGACCCCCGGGGGGCGGCGGACGAGAUCAACCAAUGGGUCAGCAACAAGACCAAAGGUCACAUCCCCAGCCUGAUCAAAGCGGACAUGCUGGACCCGGCGCUGACCCGGCUGGUCGCCGUCAACGCCAUCUACUUCAAAGGCUUGUGGAAGUCUCGCUUCCAGCCCGAGAACACCAAGAUGAGGCCGUUCACCGGGGGCGACGGAGACGUGUACAAGGUGCCCAUGAUGUCCCAGCUGUCCGUCUUCGGCAUCGGAUUCGCCUCCACCCCUCAGGGCCUGAAGUACAAGGUGAUCGAGCUCCCGUAUCACGGCAACGCCGUCAGCAUGCUGAUCGUCCUGCCCUCCGAGGACGGCACGCCGCUGUCCAGCCUCGUCCCGCACAUCAGCACCGCCGCCGUGCAGAGCUGGACCAAGCUGAUGAACAUGAGGAAGGUCCGCCUGCUCAUCCCCAGGUUCACCGCCGAUGCCGAGGUGGAUCUGGAAGCCCCCCUUUCGGCGCUGGGGAUAACGGACAUGUUCAGAGAGGACAAGGCCGACUUCAGACACCUGAGCGGCGAGCCCGUCCACGUGUCCAAGGCUUUGCAGAAAGCCAAAAUUGUGGUGAAUGAAGACGGAACGAAGGCGGCCGCCGCCACCACCGCCAUCCUGCUGGCUCGGUCCUCCCCCCCCUGGGUCACAGUGGACCGGCCCUUCCUCUUCCUCAUCAGACACAACCCGACAGGUACCGUCCUCUUUAUGGGUCAGAUCAACCGGCCUUGAGCCCAGACGUCACUGGUGUCGUCGUACGCCAGAAAUGCUUCUACACUGCCACGCAUGAACAAAGACACACACUCACUCACACACACACGCAACCACAGGCGCGCACACAUCCUUUGCUGUAGACUUGUGGACAUAUGAUGUUUGUUUUAAAUGAUGCUUUUUAUGUUGCAUAACACGCUUUACAUACGAUGUUUUUUGCGGGCUACAUUUUACGGCCGUUUUAAAAUUUUUUUUAUAUCCUCUUUUUGGGAAUUUCUUAGAUUUUUAUUUUCUUUUUUAAAAAGACUUUGAAUGUCAGUUGUGUAUUUUCUCAACUCUGAAGUAGCGCGAUCGGUUUAUUUAUCGUGCCACCGUUUGCAGUGCAGAAGUUUGUCGAGUCGCUCCAGUUUUACCUUCUAAAUUACGGUGACGUCCAUCCCAUAAUGAGCGUCCUGCAUUCGGCCUCUUUGCAUCGCUUCCCCUCCCCGAGGAAGUCUCCUGUUUUCAUACUUGCUUCGUGUUUGAUUGAAUAAAUACACAUAUUUAUAACAUUAAA
Pseudoliparis swirei is the source of this 1968-nucleotide messenger RNA. It is a transcript of the gene serpine2, whose product is annotated as serpin peptidase inhibitor, clade E (nexin, plasminogen activator inhibitor type 1), member 2. Gene Ontology annotation, biological process: negative regulation of plasminogen activation; negative regulation of endopeptidase activity. Gene Ontology annotation, molecular function: serine-type endopeptidase inhibitor activity. The record is from RefSeq and is a predicted model, not a curated record. Lineage: Eukaryota; Metazoa; Chordata; Actinopteri; Perciformes; Liparidae. The coding region runs from base 237 to 1433 and encodes 398 amino acids. The transcript has 9 exons.